Molecule: messenger RNA, 1192 nt
Organism: Chiloscyllium plagiosum (whitespotted bambooshark)
Lineage: Eukaryota; Metazoa; Chordata; Chondrichthyes; Orectolobiformes; Hemiscylliidae
Source: RefSeq, a predicted model, not a curated record
UUCCAGCACCACACUUUUCGACUCUGACUGUCCAGCGUCUACAGUUCUCACUUUGACGUCAAUGUCUGACAGUCAGUCAAUCCAUCGGGACUGCAACAGUUUUCAAGCAUGAUUCUGUGAGAAGGAGCAAAGCUUUUUGGUUCCUGUUUGAGUAUGUUUUCGCAUCAGUGGGACUGGAUGAGAGACCCUACUGUUGCAGCGCACUGAGUGUGUAGCCUGAAACAGUUAUACGGCCUGGGAAGAGGAAUUCAGGGUGGGGAGGGGCUCCACACGCAUGUGUGUGUAACUGAAGCUUCGGCCAUGGAGAAACCCGAGGAAUCCCGCCCCGUGGAGAAUCCAUGGAAGUGUGGCGACUGCGGGAAAAGCCUCCGUGUCCCGUCUGUCCUGGAGACUCAUCGGCGCAGUCACACUGGGGAGAGCCCGUUCCCCUGUCCCGUCUGCGGGAAGGGCUUCAGCACUUCCUCCACUCUGCUAACCCACCAGCGGAUCCACACGGGGGAGAGGCCCUUCAGCUGCCCCGAGUGUGGGAAUUCUUUUACCCAGGCCUCUGUCCUGCUAACCCACCGGCGGAUCCACAAGGGAGAGAGGCCCUUCAGCUGCCCCGAGUGUGGGAAGGCCUUCAGCAAUUCCUCCACCCUGCUGAGGCACCAGCGGGUCCACACGGGGGAGAGGCCCUUCAGCUGUCCCGAGUGCGGGAAGAGAUUUACCCAGGCCUCCAACUUGCUGACCCAUCUGCGGAGCCACACGGGGGAGAGGCCCUUCAGCUGCCCCCUGUGCGGGAAGGGCUUCACACGCUCUACCAACCUCCGGAGGCACCAGCGAGAUCACAUACCAUCGCAGGGGGAUUGAAGGAGCGACGGCUGAGUGCCGUUAUCAACUGGACUGUCAACCCAGUUCCGGGGGCUCCCGGGUUUGAAUCCCACUGCAGCAGAUGGGAUACGGGGUAUGGGUUGAAAUUGCCGAGUGAGGCAGUACUUCCUCCAGGUUAAGGCUGUACCAAGGAUCCAAUUACAAAGGGACAACUUGGUGGUGACCAAUAGUAAAGAAAGUGAGGUAGGUUGGGGGGUGGUGGGGUAGAGUGUGCGUUUUGACCUUGAGCUGUUUAAAAAGCAGCUACGUUUUCUCUGCCUUUUUGCUGAGGGGGUUUGAAGCUGUAACAAAGUUGGAUCUCAAUAAAGGUUACCUGAAUUUA